AUGAUUCAAGAUCGUCUUAACGACGCCGCUAUUGCUCUCUUCCGAGUCCUGAGCAAUGCAGGCAUUCACUUUGGCAUAUUCGGUGGAUAUGCCAUCGCCGCAAUGGGGGGCCUCCGUGAGAGCAAGGACAUUGACUGCCUUGGCUCCGUCUCGAAGGAUAAGGCUAUCGAACUCCUAGACGGAGUCGAUGGCUUUGUCGUCAUACCGCAGAGCCGUCGUCCGACCGACCUGAUCGCAGCCGGGCUGUUCUCGUCGAAAUCUUCUGCGAGCAAUUCCCAGACGAACGUGCUAUCCCUGAACGGACAGACUCUCGGCCAGGGCCGCUCUUCUUUCUUCGACCCGUUCCAUCUAUUCAAGGGGAAGGUUCGGGCUGCGGCCACCCGAUCUCAGUUCCACGACUCGGCAGAUCUUCGCUGGCUGGGCAGCCACUUGGGAGUCCAGAUAAAACCUCACACCAGCAAGCUCGAUCCUGUUUACGUUGGCCUUGCUAUUAGCAGGUACUCGAUUCUUGAAAGGCUCUUCGUGGACUUGGGGGUAGAUGUGGAGGCGGCGAAGGAAGCGGCGAAAGACCAAGACCCGAAUAAUCUACCUCAACCCCAGCCGGGCGAUGUGCAGAAGGGCCUUCUAGGCUGA
Messenger RNA from Sodiomyces alkalinus F11, 633 nucleotides. RefSeq lists its product as hypothetical. NCBI's taxonomy places the organism in Eukaryota, Fungi, Ascomycota, Sordariomycetes, Glomerellales, Plectosphaerellaceae. The coding region runs from base 1 to 633 and encodes 210 amino acids. The record is from RefSeq and is a predicted model, not a curated record. The transcript is spliced from 2 exons.